AUGCUCAAACAACAUAAAAUAUUCACGCUACCGCAGCUGCGUCCGAGGAUGCACCAGCGAUACCACCCUCGACCUUUCUUUUUGAGUAUUGCAGUGCUAUCAACCUUGGCCCUCGGAAGUUGGAUAGCUCGAUACUUUGAGAGCCAAUUGUUAACUGGGGACAAUGGCUUUCAGAAGCGGAUGGCAUAUUCAGAACUUCAGAUAAACAGUUCGCGACUCGGCCCGUUUGAGCAAGAGAUAGAGUGCCGUUUCGUUCGUCAUGCAGACGAUCAAUGUGCAUUCGUCAAGAGCAACUGUCCGGAUGAGAACGGGAUCUUCCCCUAUCUUCAGCUAUAUUACUGCUCGCUUCGCCAUGUACAGCCAAUUGCAUUUGCGAUAAUUAUAGCAUGGUUGUCGCUCCUUUUCAGCACCAUCGGUAUUGCUGCUAGUGACUUCCUCUGUAUCAAUCUCAGCGCAAUUGCCAGCAUCCUUAGGAUGAGUGAAAGCUUGACGGGAGUCACUUUCCUCGCUUUCGGGAAUGGUAGUCCGGAUGUCUUCUCGACGUUUGCAGCAAUGGGUUCCAAUAGCGGCAGCUUAGCUAUUGGAGAGCUUAUUGGGGCUGCUUGUUUCAUCACUGCCGUGGUGGCAGGUUCAAUGGCUCUAGCUAGACCUUUCCGAGUCGCCCGUCGAAGCUUUGUACGUGACGUGGCAUUUUUCAUCUUUGCCGCGAUUUUAACAGUGAUCGUUCUAGCUGAUGGCGAACUACAUGUUUGGGAAUGUGUAUCAAUGAUUGGUCUUUAUGUGUUUUACGUUAUACUAGUUGUGUCCUGGCAUUGGUACCUCACCCGUAAACGGCGGAAAUACGACAGAGAAAUCGCUGCACGAGCACACUUUCACAUACCUCAAAGUCAGGAACUGGACCUAGAAGAACACUCGUCGGACGAGGAGCCUAUUAGUGGAGAUACAAGCAACCUGUUACAGGGCCAGAGGUCUCCCGACCUUGAAGCACUGGAAAGGUCAGCAUGGAAGGACGAUGACGAAGAAGACGAUGAGACACGAAACCGAUAUCUUGCUGAGAUACGGGAGAAUAUGCGUGUGACAAGACCACCUUCAUUUGCGCGGCGGCCAACGACCACUUCGAUCCGGCCUAGUUUAGUUGGUGCUCUAGAGUUUCAAUCUGUCCUUUCAUCUUUGAAAAAGGCAAAAAGCAUACAUGAUGAUACGAUAGACCUUGGCCAUUACGUGGAUACUGAUUCUGUCAGCCCGUCUCCUCGGAUACUGCCAAGGUCGAGUCAGGGUAGAUCACCUUUCCAACGACGAGAGGGACACUCCGAUCGACGUCGAUCUGCUUCGCUUAAUGACACUCCUACUUUGCGUAUAGACACCACGGUUAACGAUGCGAAGGAGCAUAGUGGGACGCUGAUUCCUGUGAUUGGAGGGUCCUCUAACAAUGCUUCUUUACAACAUGGCACCCAAGUUCAGCAUUUACAACAUCAACCAUCAACUCCUUCCACUCUUUCUGUUCCACGAUCACCUGCAUCACCACUAGCUGAUCGCCUGACGGUUCCACAUGGCCCCUUUCAUUCGCCUAACUAUCAGAUAUCACCUCGAUCCCACCAGCUCCCAUCACCUGGCGGUGUCUCCCCGCUUGGUCACAUUCUUCCACAGUCCAUCAAUUUUGAGCAAUCAGAUGAAAGUGAUAACGAGACAAUACGAUUUCCUCCUUUUGUUGAUUCUCCUGCUUCUCUAUCACCUAAACCGUCUGUUUUGAAUCUUCCGGCCGCUUCUUACUCGCCAAGUAGAGAAUACCAGAGCGCAUUCGGCCAGGAAGAGCGAAUGCCGAGAUGGUGGUAUUAUCCAUCAUUGAUUCCUGGAACCAUGUUCUUCACUCUCUUUCCGACACUUUGUGAUUGGAGAUCAAAGUCGUUUUGGGCAAAAAUCUUAAGUGUUGUCGCGGCGCCCAGUGUGUUUUCUUUAACUAUUACAAUCCCCGUCAUAGAUCCUAGUCGAGCUGAGGCCACAAAUGACAAGACGGAUAACCGUCGUUCUUCAUCCGCUCUUCCUAAUGCUCCCGACGGUGAUCCACGUCAACCCACUCCGAUCAUUCGACUCCCUGAUGAGUCGCCAACUUUGCAGCCUCAGGAUCAUCAGUUACUCGGCACCGGGCUUCGCGAUAGUACAGAACAUACCUCCUCUGUGGUGCAAUCACAGGACUCAAACACUCUUCCUAACAGAGCAAGAAUCGACUCGGAAUUGGCAGCCGGGCCACCUGAGCUGGGCGAUGGCUCCUCAUCUACGACAGCGCGGACUUGGCAUCGAGUUCUCACAACGAUCCACGUAUUCACAUCCCCUCUCUUUACGAUAGUAGCCUUUUGGACCUUGUUGGAUGACGAGCAUGACUUACGAAAUCUUAUUAUCCCGAUUCCGGUCAGUUUAGGUGUCUCACUAGUAUGCGCCGUACUACUCAAUAUGUUCCUCAAAGGACAUGAUAACCUAUCACAAGCACCCGACCAGCUUCGCCCUGUCCUAUCAUUCAUUGGAUUCAUAGUCGGCAUCUGCUGGAUCGCAAUAAUAGCAGACGAAGUCGUUAGUCUGCUGAAAACUAUUGGCGUCAUUCUAGAUAUCAGCGACUCACUUUUGGGUCUCACCAUUUUUGCUGUGGGUAACUCAUUGAGUGACCUAGUGGCUGAUAUCACUGUAGCCAGAUUGGGAUACCCAGUCAUGGCCCUGAGUGCUUGCUUCGGAGGACCCAUGCUCAAUAUUCUACUUGGUAUUGGUAUAGGGGGGCUGUAUAUGACGUUACACUCGAAUGCUGAUACCACAACACUGUCUACAAUCACACAAGAAGCAUCGCGCCAUGCUCCGUACAGGAUCACAAUCUCCAGAAAUCUCAUAAUUAGUGGUGUCACUCUACUAUUAACUCUGGUUGGGUUGUUGAUUCUGGUACCGUUGAAUCAUUGGAAAAUGGAUCGAAAAAUCGGCUGUGGGCUUAUUGUGCUUUGGUCACUGAGUACGCUUGGCAACGUGAUCCUUGAGAUUGUGACAUAG
Molecule: messenger RNA, 3027 nt
Organism: Talaromyces stipitatus ATCC 10500
Lineage: Eukaryota; Fungi; Ascomycota; Eurotiomycetes; Eurotiales; Trichocomaceae
Product: sodium/calcium exchanger protein
Exons: 2
Coding region: 1-3027 (1008 amino acids)
Biological process (GO): monoatomic cation transport; intracellular calcium ion homeostasis; transmembrane transport
Cellular component (GO): membrane
Molecular function (GO): monoatomic cation transmembrane transporter activity
Source: RefSeq, a predicted model, not a curated record